This is a messenger RNA of Coturnix japonica (Japanese quail), 4787 nucleotides long. It is a transcript of the gene GPR50, whose product is annotated as G protein-coupled receptor 50. The record is from RefSeq and is a predicted model, not a curated record. Gene Ontology annotation, cellular component: plasma membrane. Gene Ontology annotation, molecular function: melatonin receptor activity. NCBI's taxonomy places the organism in Eukaryota, Metazoa, Chordata, Aves, Galliformes, Phasianidae. Gene Ontology annotation, biological process: G protein-coupled receptor signaling pathway.
UGCCAGUGCUCUUCUCUGCUUUAUCCUGCCUGGGGGAAUUGGCACACUGGCUAGCAGUGCUGCUGCAUUCUUCCCUUGUUUCUAGGCUUGCUCAACUAGCUCACAAUUAAAACCUCUAUUUGCAGCAUGUGGGAUAGGAGGCUGCCUGGAUUUGAGUGAGGGCAACGGCCUUCAUCUUCAGUACUCCAUCUUGUGGAUAAUCUUUAGGAUGAGAAGCUGUGCCUGCAGGGAUGAUCAACUGACCUCUGGGGUGGCUUUCAGCUGUAUUUCAGGCAACAUCUUUGUCGUCAGCUUGUCUGUCGCAGACUUGGUAGUCGCGGUGUAUCCGUAUCCUCUAAUCUUGAGUGCCAUUUUCCAUAAUGGAUGGACUAUGGGAAACGUUCACUGCCAGAUAAGUGGGUUCCUGAUGGGAUUAAGCGUCAUUGGGUCGAUUUUCAACAUCACUGCAAUUGCAAUCAACCGCUACUGUUACAUCUGCCACAGCCUUCGGUAUGAUAAGCUAUUCAACCUGAAGAACACCUGCUGCUAUAUCUGUCUGACCUGGACGCUCACGGUGGUGGCCAUUGUGCCAAACUUCUUUGUUGGCUCCUUGCAGUAUGACCCCCGGAUUUACUCUUGCACCUUUGCCCAGACGGUGAGUACAUCGUACACUAUCACAGUGGUGGUCGUCCACUUCAUUGUCCCACUGUCCAUCGUGACUUUUUGCUACCUUCGGAUCUGGAUUUUGGUGAUUCAAGUCAAACACCGGGUGAGACAAGACUGCAAGCAGAAGAUCAGAGCUGCUGACAUCAGGAAUUUCUUGACUAUGUUCGUGGUUUUUGUCCUUUUUGCUGUGUGCUGGGGACCAUUAAACUUUAUCGGCCUUGCUGUUUCAAUUAAUCCUUCCAAAGUGCAGCCACACAUUCCAGAGUGGCUUUUUGUCCUAAGCUAUUUUAUGGCCUAUUUUAACAGCUGCCUCAAUGCUGUGAUCUAUGGGCUGCUUAACCAGAAUUUCCGAAAGGAGUACAAAAGGAUAUUGCUGAUGCUUCGGACUCCCAGGCUGCUCUUCGUCGAUGUGUCCAAGGGUGGGACAGAAGGGCUGAAAAGCAAGCCAUCCCCAGCCGUAACAAACAACAACCAAGCUGAAAUACACCUAUGAGUCAGAAAAGCACUAUUUAUUCUGGGUUACACUUGUAUAUAUAAUAUAUAAGAGCCUUUCUGCCUGUGUAUUUCACAGCUGAUGUUGCUGGAUCCCAAACAGCUACCCCUUCUCAUGCAAGGAAGGAGCCUGCAACCUUUUGUGCCCAACUUAUCACCGUGACAGCACGACUUUGAGUAACAGUUUCCAGAAGAGUAACAACUGACCUUUACCUUUUAUUUUCCUAUACCAUCUUUCACUGUGUGCCUAAUUAAUUGCUUUGGUUGCUUUUGUCACAAGCAUGCCAAUACCCUUGAAAAGGGAAGCACUCAGAGAGCAUGGAAAAAUGCAUUUGUAUUUGAAAUGCAACUUGCAAAAUUGCCAUAUAUUUUGAACCAGCAUUUCCUUCCUCCCUCUGAAUUCUGUUCUGUAGCUUAACAUAACCCAGGCUACAGCAAUCAAAGUGUAAACUGCAUGACCUUCUCAGUUAGGUUAGUAACAGUAUUCACCAGCCGGCAGACUUAGGAACACAUUGACUUCCACUGUGUGUGCUCAUUUUCCUUCUUCUUUUGUUUUACAAUGUAGUAACUAGGCUGGGCUAGAGAUGAGGCAAGCAGAAGCCAGACCUCCUGAGUGUCAGAUGUGCUCAUUUUAAUUGAAUCUCUGCAGAUAUUAAGUACCCUUGUACUCUCCUUCCAGGCCAUGAAUAAGAGUACAGCACAUGACAUAAUCUAAUUGCAGGAAGAUACUUGGAGCUUGCUUCUAAUUUGGGCAGUAUCCUGUCAUGGCCAGCAUCCAUUCCAAGUAUCUCUCAGAAGUCCCUUCUGCAUUAACAUCAUACAAAUGAUAAACACAGCAGAGUCCUAUCCAUUCAAUGCACGUGCAGGCUUUUAAUAGAAGAAGAAAAUGAGGUUCCAGUAAUAUUUACACUUGCAGAUAAAAGCAAGAGGGUAAGAAAGUGUUGGUUUCAGACUCUCCUUUUGCCCACCAUAUGGCAUGAACUUGAUGGGGAAAAAAGUGGGGUAUUUUCUUCCAUUUUAUUCAUGUACAAAGUAGUGAUUAAUACACAGGAGUUCAGAGGGGAAAACUUGUUAAGCGUGUUCAUGCAUCUGUUUUCAGUUAAAGCCUGAACUCUGUUGUCUUUGUUGCUUUAACGAUGUUCUGAGUGCUAAGGCCAGCAUCACAUUAGCAAGAAGCACAGGGGCAGAGAUAAGGCUGUUCCUUUAAUGGAGUGUGUGUAGGGAGGCUGGUUGCUGUCUUUAAAUACGACUUUGUUUUUCCUUAGCCUUACUGCAUAUUCAUCUCCCUGUGGUUUUAAAUGAGGGAAUCCUGCUUUGAGACAUUAAAUCAAUAUAGAACUGCCCUGAUGCAACUGUGUCCUCAGGAUGGCAGACCUGUCCUGGUGCUGGUCUACUGUGGCACAGCAGGAGCUGUGCAGUGGGUCGGAGCAGGUCUGAACCCCAUGUGUGCAGCAAGGAGAGGGAGAAUCCCUGCUCUUCACCAAGGAGAGUCUUGUUAAGGCACUGACCGUAGACCAAAGCGGGACUGGUUCCCGGGGCUGAGCCUUGAAACACUGAAAGCCAGACUCUGUAGCAGCAGGCUGGUGCCUAGAAAUGGAGGUAGGUAGGAUUUACAGAAGACCCUGGGCAAACCAAGUGCCUAAUCCUUAUCAAAGUUAAGCCAUUUGUGCAUCACUUGCUGAAAGCGUCUUGUUGCUUGAACAUCCCUACUGCUGAAUUCUUUGAGGGAAGAAGAGUUUUAAGAAACUAAGCCUCUUUGUAGAUCAGGCCAAGAAACACUGUAGAGUGCAUUGCUUCAGUGAGGUCUGCUGCAGUGUGAGUGGGUGUCCACGAUUUCAUGGUGCCUUGGCACUUUGUGACAUUUUCAGACUUGAACAUCUUCACAGCUUCAGAUAAUUAUUGUUUUAAAAUGCACUGCAGCCAGCAUCCCAUAAUAGGAAUCAAGCUGAGUUCUGUUUUGGCCUCUUAAUCUGCCUGUGCAUGGCCAAAUAAAGGUAUAUUGACCCUCAGAAAUAAUGCGGUCUGGUUGCUUUACAGCAAAGCCAGUCUGGAUGAAUUCACACCAUUCUGUGCAAACAAAGUCGUUUCAAGUCAAACUUGGAUAGGAAAAGCACCAAGGCGCCUGGAGCUGCAGGGAGUUUCUCCUGGCGCCCAGGGAGAUGUUCGUGUGCCGUGACCAGUCCUCAGCCCAGCGUGCAAUUGGCCAGCAGUGUUAGUCAGAAUCACGUUAUCAAGUUAUCUAACCACUCAGUACCGACCCAAACCUAAGGCACUCCUUUAAGGCAGUCAUUUGCUUUUACUUUACAGGUUUGCCAAAUGUCUCAUAGUCCCCCACAACUGGGGCUUCAUAUUGUGGUUCGUUGUCUUUGCAGCUGAAUGUUCAAUGCAGGCCACGUGAUGUUUUUUCUUUAAGCUUGGAUUUGCACUAUUUCUUAUUCAGGCUCCAAGGUAACAGCCAGCGAGCACUGAACCAAAUAGAGUAAGCCAAAGAGCUCUCAGCAGGCAGGUGAUGGAUCCUCUGCUGGCUCCUCGUAGGAUGAGGAGCACCAUGGGCAUCUUCUGGGGACUCACAGGGUCACUGCUGAAGUGAACUAUGCAAAGCGAUGGGGCCUCAGCUUCUCUCCUGCCGUAGGUCUGAGCCCUGUGCAGGGCUUGCAGGGACGGGCUGAGUGAGGUGGGUCCCUGCUGCCCCCAGCAUGGGGAUGGGUGCUGCAAUGGGCUCCAGAGCUUUGACAGCACCAGGAGCUCACCCCAGCACAACCCAGUCAGGACACCAGGCUGUCCCAGCAGGAGGGUUCCACUGCCACAGAUGGGUUCCUGAGCAAAGUCCUGCCAGAGGUGGUGGUCCUCACUGCCCAGCGGAUAAAGCAGGGAUUGUGGCUUCAAACAGAAAACACUGUGCCAGUUGCUAGCACUUUGAUACAGAGACAGUACUUAGGAUAGGAUAGAGUAGAUUUUUAUACUGAGUUAUUUUAAGACUGCCCAAGCAGCUCCUUAUUUUCAUGCUAUAAAAUGGUUAACAGGGUAGAGAGAGUUUAUUUUGUUAACGUUUGUUUACAGAAAAACUGAAGUGUUUCUUAUACUGGGAAGGAAUCCUGAGCAGAGUCUGUUUCCUUCUAAGAAUCUAGCUUGAAUCCAAUUUGAGCGUUCAAGGAGAUCCCACAUCUUAACCUGUGCUCUGCCAGUGUCACCUGUCGUAUACCUGACCUUGAGUUUCAGAAAUAAGGCUGACCUCUCCUAGGAAAAGGAUUUACACCACUUGCUCUGGAUCUGGCGUGGUGGUGUUGAGUAGAGCCUGGCCCCAGGUCCUGAAAUUGUCACAGUGGGCAUGAACUGCUGGAGAGACAGUAUUGUUGUGAAGGAAGACGAAUCUCCUGCUACAAAGAAAUACUUCGGCAUGUUGGUAACAGAUGUUGUUUAAUCUAUUUAAGAGGAAUAUAACUGGUAUAUUUAUAUAUGAAUAUAUAUUGCAUAUGCUGUUUCCACUUUAUCAUUUGAUUAAGAAAUUUUCAGUAUACUUCCUACUGCAAUUAUUUGUUCAUAAAGUAGAUUUGUUCCCUUUACCUGUUAAAGCUGUAAUAAAUUUCCCACUGGACUGUUGUUUUUUUUUCCCCUUGGCAGUUAUUUUUUAAUAAAUAAUUGAAACAACA